Melampsora larici-populina 98AG31 is the source of this 426-nucleotide messenger RNA. RefSeq lists its product as uncharacterized. NCBI's taxonomy places the organism in Eukaryota, Fungi, Basidiomycota, Pucciniomycetes, Pucciniales, Melampsoraceae. The record is from RefSeq and is a predicted model, not a curated record. The coding region runs from base 1 to 426 and encodes 141 amino acids. The transcript is spliced from 2 exons.
AUGUGCACUCCACCAUUCGGGCACGCGGUUCAGUGCACUCAACGUAUCCAAGCAGCCCUUCGAGAUCAUCAAUAUGAUGAUUUUCAAGUGGUUCAAUCAAUGUUCAGAAAAUUGGAAAAGAUUUAUGAUAUCAUAGAAGAAGUGGACUUUUUAGAGGAAGAUGGCUCGAACUGGCUCAUGUGGGUGACCACCUGCGGGCACGUCAUUGAAUUUAUCGCGGGUGUGGAAGCAUACCUUGAAGGAUGUCGUCCCCUCAUUAGAACAGCAGUAGACCUGGUCAUUGACCGAUGUGCAUUAGACUUCAUCCGCAGGAGUAUUCCCUCCGAACUCAAUCAUGUGAUUUGUGGUGUUAUGAAAGCACACCAGGCAAAGUUUCGCCUUCGGCGGCACUUGGAUCCCUAUGGUACCGGAAGGUUGGACCGGUAA